Molecule: messenger RNA, 1296 nt
Organism: Solenopsis invicta (red fire ant)
Lineage: Eukaryota; Metazoa; Arthropoda; Insecta; Hymenoptera; Formicidae
Product: golgin subfamily A member 6-like protein 6
Exons: 2
Coding region: 1-1296 (431 amino acids)
Molecular function (GO): catalytic activity
Source: RefSeq, a predicted model, not a curated record
AUGAGAGGAGUAAACAAAUGGGAGGAAGAUAAAAUUGAACAAGAGACAAAGGAGUUCAUAAAAGAGAACCUGAAAAUAGAGGUGGACAUAAUCAAAGCAUACAAAGUGCAGUCCAGAGGAGACAAAUGUACGGUAGUGGCAGAAGUAGGAACCUGGGAGCAAAAGAGAGAGAUAAUGGUCACAAAGAAAGAACUAAGAGCAGGAGUCUUUAUAGACGACGAUCUAACGAGGAUGAAAAGGGAAAUGCAGAACAAACUGAGGGAGAAAGCGAAGGAAGAAAGAGAAAAAGGAAACAAGGUCAAGAUAGAUGAGGAAGGAUGGAAGAAGAUAGAGAACAAGGUCUCAAAGGAAUACAUCUGGAAAUGCAUACCGGCAAAAAAGGAACAUACGAAAGGAAGGGCAAAAGGCGGGAUCGUGAAGGCAGUAAGAAAAAGUCUAGAACAAGUGGAAAUCAAAGAGAUAAACGGAGAAAUGGCAGAGGCUAAACUGAAAUACAACGGAAACAGUUGGAGGAUCGUUACGCUUUAUAGCCAAAAGAUAGAAGAAACGGUAGAAACCCUAACGGAGCAGAUACCAGAAGAAGAAGAAAACUACUUACUGAUAGGAGGAGAUUUCAAUGCAAGAACAGGCAACAAAGGAGGCCCAAUAGAAGAAGAAGGAGAAGAGAGAAGUGAAAUCAGACGGUCCAUAGACAAAGUAAGUAAUAGAGAAGGAAGGAUAUUAUUAAACAAAAUAGAAGAAAGAGGCUGGACAAUCUUGAAUGGAAGCUUCGACGAGGAACGAAGGUGGACAUACAUAGGAGGGUCAGAUAUGUUGGUCAUAGACUAUAUAAUAGGAAAUGAUAGAGCGGCAGGAGAAGUAAAAUCGAUGAAAGAAGGAGACAGAACAGAGUCAGAUCACAUUCCAUUAGAAGCGGAGGUAAUAGGAGCACAAACAAAAAAGAAAAAAGGCGGAAACAAGACAAAAGAAAUAGAGAAAAGUGUCUGGUCAGAAGAAGGAAUAGAAAACUACAGAGAAAAUUGCAAAGACUGGGCCAGCACACGGAACGAGACGGAAGACAUAUGGAUGGAAAUAAGAGAUAAGGUAAAGCAAUCCAUAACGAAACAGAGAAAGAAGAUUAAGCUCUGGAAAAUAGGAGAAAGAAAGUGGUACAAUAGAGAAUGGAAAGAAAAGAAAAGAGAAUUAAGAAAAAUGCUGAGAAACCUAAAGAAGGGAAGAAUCGACAGAAAAGAUUAUAUAGCAAGGAGGAAGGAAUACAAAGAAUGGUGCAAAGAGCAGAAGAAGAGACACGAAUAA